Molecule: messenger RNA, 3159 nt
Organism: Solea solea (common sole)
Lineage: Eukaryota; Metazoa; Chordata; Actinopteri; Pleuronectiformes; Soleidae
Gene: b3galt1b
Product: UDP-Gal:betaGlcNAc beta 1,3-galactosyltransferase, polypeptide 1b
Exons: 3
Coding region: 498-1478 (326 amino acids)
Cellular component (GO): membrane
Molecular function (GO): N-acetyl-beta-D-glucosaminide beta-(1,3)-galactosyltransferase activity
Source: RefSeq, a predicted model, not a curated record
CUGGAGGAGGAUGCAGCUGGAGCAGAGCUGAAAGCGCCUCAUCAGGACCACAAGUCUAGAGUGUGAUGAAUGGAACGAGACACGGCGUGAGUGAUGCAGCUACUUUGGCUCACUCACUGAUCUCCGUCCUGUUUGGAUGAAGGAUGUCACCUCUGCACCCACGCCUGGACAUGCGUAUAGGUUGUCCAGUAGGACAUGGAUGGGUGGUGCAGACCAUCGAACUUUGAAAGUGACCACCUCUAUGAAAAGGUUUGAUUUGUGAGAUAUUGAUGUAAAUGGAGAACCUGCUGUGUCACCAAGACAAACUGGACAUUCACUUCUAAAGCCCUUUGCCUUGAAACAGAAACAGCAUCGCUUCUCUCUAAAGUAAUAUAUUACUCUCAAUUAAUGUCAAACUGCACGCCGGAGCAGCUUAAUGCUGCAUUGCUGGGUGAAACAUUGCUAAUGGAAAGAAAUCCCUAUAAGAUCCAACUCGUCACAAUUCACCUACAUGCAGCAUGAUGCCCUUAAAGGUGUCAUGUUUAUACCUGCUGACGGUGGUCUGCUGGGCGAGCGCUCUCUGGUACUUGAGUAUACCUCGUUCGACGUCCACUUACCUCGGCCACAUGUCUGUGUCCGUACGCAAGCCCCACAAAAAUAUCACCUUCAGCAACAUCCGCGCCCGCCCCCUCAACCCACACGCCUACGAAUUUGUGAUCAACGAACCCAAGAAGUGCGAGAGUGUCACUCCCUUCCUGGUCAUCCUCAUCAGCACCACGCACAAGGAGUUUGAUGCAAGGCAAGCCAUCCGGGAAACCUGGGGGGAUGAGAGCACCUUCAGUGACAUUCGCGUCCUCACCAUCUUCCUACUCGGCUGGAACACCGACUCCGUCCUGAACCGCAUGGUGGAGCAGGAGAGUCAGAUUUUUCACGACAUUGUGGUCGAGAACUUCAUCGAUUCUUACCACAACCUCACUCUCAAGACCAUGAUGGGCAUGCGCUGGGUGGCUACCUUCUGCCCCAAAGCACAGUAUGUCAUGAAGACAGACAGUGACAUCUUUGUCAACAUGGACAACCUGAUCUACAAGCUCCUGAAGCCCACCACGAAACCAAGAAGACGAUAUUUCACCGGCUACGUGAUCAACAAUGGACCCAUUAGGGACAUGCGCAGUAAGUGGUACAUGUCCAGGGACUUGUAUCCUGACAAUAAGUACCCACCUUUCUGUUCGGGCACUGGCUACGUGUUCUCGGCAGACGUGGCUGAGCUAAUCUUCAAGACUUCCCUUCACACGAGACUGUUGCACCUGGAGGACGUGUAUGUGGGAUUGUGUUUGCGUAAACUGGAUAUACACCCUUUUCAGAACAGUGGCUUCAAUCACUGGAAAAUGGCCUACAGUCUGUGCAGGUAUCGACGCGUCAUCACGGUCCACCAGAUCUCGCCGGAGGAGAUUCACCGCAUUUGGAAUGAUAUGACCAGCAAGAAGCACCUGAGAUGUUAGUGGACAUAAGGACAACUGAACAAUAUACAUAUAUAUAUAUUUUUUUUUUUCUUGCCUUUGUUCCUUGUUGAACUGAUUAAUGUAAACCAUUGAGGGCUGCUCCAAGUCUCCGUUACAUGAUAGACGUUCCCAUCGCUACCCACAGCUGUCUGUUUCUGCUGAUUGCACCUCAUGAUUGUUAGUGAAUGCAUGGGGCUUGUAAAGUGCAUUACGCUCACAUAUACUGUAGUUAAAAAGUCAAAAUCUAUCAGCAUUGAGCAUUAAAGGUCUAGUGUGUAAAAUGUAGGAGAGUUUACUGGUUAAAUAUGAAUAUACUACCCAUGGUUGUAUACGCGUAUAAUCACUUUUAAAACUCUUGGUUUUUGUAGCCAUAGAAUAAGACUUUUACAUUCACUUGAAGGGAGUGUUUAUAUCCUUUCUGAUACGAGUGGACUACAUCGGCCUGAUGUGCUUUUGUUUUUCCAGUAACGAUAGUACCUGGUACUUUUUUUAGGACCUGCUCUGCACGUCAGCAAGCCAGGCCGAUACUGAGUGUGACGUCGACAAGCUGUCGGCCACUGAUUGACAGAAAGUGUAAUCACUGGAAGAGUCAUGAGCGCGACGUCCAACAGAAGAAUCCAACGGAACAAUGCCGAACUGUAGAUCAGUUAAAAACUUUAAAAAAAUGCUAAAAAACAUGCAUUUAUCGACAACAUUUAGCAAGGAAAGUGCCAUUAGUGGAGGAGUCCUCCUUUUGUCCCCUCUGUAUUGUCACCUCAUUAGAUGUCACUAAUUCUUACACACUGGACCUUUAAGUAGUGUGGCCUAAUGGGGAGCGACAGUGUUUUAGUCACGGCGAUGACCUUGGUUCAAGCUCUCUCGCUAACAACAGCAAAGUGUCCUUUGGCAAGACACUGAAUCGCCAUGACUCAGCACCUGAUAUUACUGUACGGCGUGAGCCAGAAGGGUAUUACUGUGCGGGAAACAACACAGUAUCAAUGAUUACAGCUAUAAUAUUACACAUUUUAUAACAAGUAUUAUUUACAAUUUAAUGAGAAUACAAAUGUUAAUCUGAUAAGAUAAAACUAGUGUUGCACCAAUGCUGCUCUCUCACCUUUUUGCACUUUGUUAUGAAUAAAUAUUAAUUAAGAGGCAGAAAAUUAUAGUAUAUAAUUAAUCUCUGAACAGAUUAAAUCAAUAAUUUCCCUUAGUAUUUGGUACAGAUGGCUGGAUUCACCACAUGGUCUUUUUCAUGAAUUUGCCUGAUGUUUAUAUUUACUUAUUUAUACGCAUUACCCUGCCUCUGCUGUGUUUUCUCUUUUAUAUUGUUGUUGUUUUUUUUGUUUUAUUGUUCUCAGCCACCAGCUCCUCAUUAGCCCAGCUGCUACUGUUGGUUGUGUUGAACGUCUGCAGAUAUUAUUUUCUGAUCAUCAGUUCCUCUGAGAGCGAACCUCGGUGUCACAAUUGUAUGUAUGCGUUAAUCUGCACUGCUACAGUAAAACUGGAUGUAGGAUCACGAUAUGCAUUUGGUGUAAUAGCAAUCAUGGAAUCACUGCUUCUGAUGGCAACAUUUUUGUUUCUCAAAAGAUAAUAAAAAUAAAAAAAAUGUUUAAAAAGAAUUCAUGUCCAAAAACCUUCCUUUUCAAGUUUGAUUAAGCUAUAGUGACAGCUACUGUGAAAACAUCUAUCCUGCAAAGGGUUG